AUGCCAUUAUUGCCAUCAAUACAGCCGACGACAGUUGAGCACAAGGGACACGAUUUCAUUCCAAUUAGUUAUCAUAUGCCCACCACUUGUGAGGUCUGUCCCAAACCUCUGUGGCAUAUGUUUAAACCCCCGCCCGCUCUCGAGUGUAGACGUUGUAGAGUGAAAGUGCACAGAGAGCACUUGGAUAAGCAGGAAGGGGUGGUCGCCCCCUGUAAAGUCAAUUACGACCCAAACACAGCUAAAGAGUUGUUAUUAUUAGCGACUUCUCUCGAAGAGCAACAACAAUGGGUCCAGAAGUUGAGGAAAAAGAUUGAGAAAUGCGGUUACGCCGCCAAUCAAGACUCCAAGUCUCUUAGAUCCUCGAGUACUCAGUGUUUAGUAAAGUCGGCGUCAAUGAAGUCGUCGACAUUACCGCCAAUAGUGCCCAACAAUAACAGCAAUAAUAAUAAAAAGUCUUAAUCCAUAUAUCCGUGCCUUUCGAUUAAAAAUAUUGUAUAUUUAUAUUAAUAUUUAUUUAAAACAUUAGAUGA
Medioppia subpectinata is the source of this 530-nucleotide messenger RNA. The record is from the annotation of a GenBank genome assembly. Lineage: Eukaryota; Metazoa; Arthropoda; Arachnida; Sarcoptiformes; Oppiidae.